AUGCAGAGAUCAUGGCUUCCCCGAUUGAAGUGGCGCGCCUCCCUGCCGCCGCCCACGACGGCCGCAUGGCAUGGCCAACGUCAGCUGGCAGCUGCCCCCGGCGUCCGCGCGACGCCCGACCUGCCCUGCGCCGCUCUCUUCGAUCGGACCGCUGAUGUGGACUACGCCGCCCGACAGAUCUGGGCUGCGUGUGCGGCCUACGGCGUCGGACCUGCACUCGCCACGGACCAGAGAGUGAUCCCUGUCGAGCGUCGCUAUACAACGUCGAUGUUCUCGCGCCCGCGGCCGGAGAUGAUCACCACGAUCCAGGCAGGGAAGAGUGGGCUGAAGAAAGGGCACGUCCUUGGAGCGCUGAGCAAGAAGGUAGUCAAGCCACUGCUCAAAGCCAGACAGGGGCCUGGGACUUCCAUGGGCUUCUUCGAGCAGGGGAUUCUGGUGGGGCUUGUGUUCAUUGUUAUACCGGUUGUAUCGGUGGCAGGGUUCUCGGUGUGA
This is a messenger RNA of Aspergillus brunneoviolaceus CBS 621.78, 492 nucleotides long. RefSeq lists its product as uncharacterized. The record is from RefSeq and is a predicted model, not a curated record. NCBI's taxonomy places the organism in Eukaryota, Fungi, Ascomycota, Eurotiomycetes, Eurotiales, Aspergillaceae. Bases 1 to 492 code for a protein of 163 amino acids. The transcript is spliced from 3 exons.